This is a messenger RNA of Schistosoma haematobium, 13049 nucleotides long. RefSeq lists its product as uncharacterized. Gene Ontology annotation, cellular component: cytoplasm; catalytic step 2 spliceosome. Gene Ontology annotation, biological process: post-chaperonin tubulin folding pathway; tubulin complex assembly. The record is from RefSeq and is a predicted model, not a curated record. NCBI's taxonomy places the organism in Eukaryota, Metazoa, Platyhelminthes, Trematoda, Strigeidida, Schistosomatidae. Gene Ontology annotation, molecular function: tubulin binding. The transcript is spliced from 7 exons. The coding region runs from base 10884 to 11981 and encodes 365 amino acids.
CUUGUCAGGAAGCAGGCAGACAUUUAAUAGUUUCUGAGCUUAAAGUAAUCAAUCCGCGUUGUAGGCAUUAUUGCUGAACCACUUGCCAAGUUAUUAAGCCGUUUUAUUUUUUCGGUUGUCUCGUUCAGAGUUCCGUGUAAACGUCUAAAUUGGUUUUUUCUCAGAGCAGAAGUAUACGGAUAUAAACAAAUGCUUUCUUGCUGUUCCGAGAAGUAUAAGCAACAAGAAUUCGAAUAAAAUAAUUCAGGGAAAGCACAAUGAAGCACGAAGUACCAAAUUCACGGAGGCAUGAUCUUCGUUGUAUGAGUCUUGACUUAAUGAAUUUCCUGUUAUGCUCAUCGCGGAACGAUUGGAUUGAUCAAGAAUUAUAAAAUCAAAACUUUCAAGUUCGCAUGUAGGAAAUUGAGUCAACUUGCAUGUACCGUUGUAACCAACGAAAAAAGCACUGUAGUAUUUAACAAACUCAGUUGUACUGAAGUGAUAUUAACGUAAGAUUAAUAUCGGAAACAAAUGUCUUAUUUUAUUUGUAUUGAGACGCACUGGAAGCACCGUCAGUUGAAUUACAAUGAAGAAUUCCAUGACUGUAGCGGAGAUGUAUAGUUUAUAUUUUAUUGAAAUAACUUCACUGUAUCGAUUAGUCAGUGUAUUUCAAAUAUUUGCCAGUCAACACAAUAAUGUAGUGUGAUAAAUCGACGGGUGGUUAGACAGGGAAAGGUAUACUACAGGGAUAUAAAAACAAGACAUUAAAGACAAACAGCUAAGCAUAAGUUAGACAACAGAAUUGAAGUAAUACAGUUGGCUUUAACAUGUCCUGUCAGGUAACUUUUUCCAAAAUAGGUAUACAUUUGCGUGGACUCAGUAUGUCUAUACUAAAUAUUCAACUGCCUCAUUGUUAAAAGAUUUCAGAGUAAUACAAUAUAGUGACUUGUUCAUCUAAGUAGCGUAUCACGAUUUCAGUGAAGAUUUUGACAGGCCAUUUCAUGUAGGACUUAUGAGAAUACUUACUGAUUCCGCUAUACCAAGACUAUCACAAGCUUGGAAAUAAAGCGAGAAUAAACGAGAUUCCGUAUAACGUAGUGGUAUGGGAAGCAGAGAGCCUUCACGUACCUUAGAGGUGACAUAUAUGAACUUUUAGACUCCGAUACAAACAGUUACAUUUCAACAGCUAAUCCACUUUCACUGAAGAUGACAAUACACUCGACCAUUUCGAAUGAGCACGUAUCUAGUUGAUGACGAAACAUAUCAAUUUCUCAUGCAAGAGCUGGAUCUUCACAUAUAUUUUCGCCUCAAAAUUGAUAAAUGGUAAAUGGUCUCAUUAGUUUACAUUGAAUACUGCAAAGCCAAGGUCAUUGAAUUUACGCGCUUUUGAGAAGUUAAUGCGAUGGAAUCUAUUGAUGUCUUGAAGAAGAACUUGGAACUUGCUAAAGAGCAGUUAAAAAUAGUUGACAAUGAUAUAAAAAGAAUUACAGGACGAGACCCAUCUGAUAGACGUAUAGGAGAAGCGAAUUCCAAGCGUAUACGUGCGCGGAUAGCUGGAGUCAACCAAUUAAGGCCAGAUUCUUCGGAUAAAGUAAAUGAUGACAAAAUCCUUCAGGAUAUUAAGCGACCUAUUGAUGAUGAUUUACGAGUUUCUGUUGCAUCCUCUGUUGUUCGUGUUACUGAUACUCGUUCUAGGGAAGAUGCAGCCAAAGAAUUAAAAAAGUCAGACAAAGAAAGGUAAACAUACAACUGUAGUCGUAUAAAUACUACAUCAUUUCAUUUUUUCAUCUGCGGUUUAAUCUAUGUAGUGAAGUGGUAGCCGAUUAGUUAAAAUACUUGACCUCCGUCCAGUAUGUCGUAAGUUUAAACUCUGUCCUACCUACUUAUUAUUUAUUUAUUUGAACACAAAUCUUGGUACAAAGGGGUACCAAACAAAUGUACGCCACACAACAACAAUAAGGCUGUGAAGAAAUCAAGAAUGUAAAGUGCAUAUAAAAUAUGGUGAACAAUGAACAGAAAUUAGUGUAUAAGAGUGAAAUAAAAAUGGGAGAGGCAGUUCUGUUAGCAAAAGUACAACCAGAAUUAAUCCUUUCAGUUAAAGAAGUUACGUUCGUUUUCUAUGAAGAAAGCAAAAGAAAGUUACGGCAGGAUCAUCACUGGCUUCUAUUCUGACGUCAUAAAGGCGCCAAAGAUGGCCUAGACUGUAAUAAGCCACUCUGGCUUUCACUAUACGUGAAUCGAUCUCAUCACUCACUCCACCAUCAGCAUUUAUGCAGCUACCCGGAUACACGAACUUCUCGACUACUUCUAUCUGCUCAUUACCUAGGGUGAGUGCAGGGUCAGAGUACUGCCAGUCUUGUAAAAGUACUCUGCACUUGGAAGGUACAAAGCACAUACCAUACCUACGGCCACCUGAUUAGGUGCGGAUUGCAUGGCCUGGGUAUCAUCGCUUGGUAAGACAAUAUCAUCCGUAUACUCAAGGUCGAGAAGUCUUUCCCCAGGCAACAGAUCCACACCACCAUUACCUACAUUCAUCCAAGCUGUUUCCAGAAUAUCAUCGAUAGCAAAGUUGAGUAGGAUUGAUGAGAUUGGGCAACCCUGCCUAACUCUACUGUUUGAAUGGAACAAUGAAGCGAUGUGGUUGUAUUUUCUCACUGCCUGAGGUGUUUGUAUGUAUGGCUUUUAAAAUGUUAAUAAACUUCUCAGGCACACCCUUCUUCAAUAGACAAUCCCAGAGAACAGCCCUGUCCAACGAACCGAAGGCAGCCCUGAUGUCAAGAAACACUAAGAUUGUUGGCGACUUGAUGAUUAUGACAGUGUGCUAACAUUUGGUGGGAAGUAAAAAUAUGACCAAUAUAUCCUCGACCUGGACGGCAACCAGCCUGCUCCUCGUUGGUCAAUGUUUCUCUGGUUUUGAACAAUCUACGAAGUAUGACGAAAGCCAAUAGUUUGGACGCAAUCAAGAGUAGACUUAUCUCCCGAUAGUUGUCGGAUGUGUGACGUGAACACUUUAAAGGUAGGAACAACUACCAAAUCAUUUCACAAUGUUGAAAUGCUCUCUAAUUGUCAAACCCUUAUGAACAACGUAGUCAGUUCCCUAACCAGAAGGUUGCCACCAUUUUUAGAAAGGACCGCAGGUAAGUUUUCUGGACCUGGUGAUUUAUAGCGCUUCAAGAGUUGGAGUUUCUUGCAGACUGCAGUCUCGUUAGGUAGAUCAGUCGUCACAGGCCAUGAAGAGUAGGACAGUCUGAUCGAUGUCUACUGGGCAGCAGAUCAGUUGGACUGCCCCUCGGAAAACUCUGCCUAUCGUCCAAGACGUCGAUAGAUAUUAGUGAUUGACAUCCCGUUAUCUUCAUGGAUUAUUUCACUCACACCAGACCUCUCAGUGCCAGUGACUCGGAUGAGUUGAAAGAGCUCCCGGCAAUUAUCAGAUGCAACUGCUGCUUCCAUCUCAUUGGACCACAAGACUUCUCGGUCCUUACGUAAUGAAUGUUAUCAAGUGAAUCUGAUAUAUCUGAACGUUAAUUAUAUCAAGAAUAAUAUUUUCAGUAGUAGUUGUCAUUUGAUUUCUGUGUGGGCCGUGAUACUACCCGGGCACUGAGACCGAAGCAGGUGGUUCUAUUAAGGGGCCACACCCGGAAUCUUCGAUCUAAAGGUAUGAUCCACGAGGCAGUGAUGCGACGUAAGGAGAUGUAGUCCCAUGGUAGCCGGUGACCAACAAUAGGUUCGUGCACCAUUUGUUCCUUCAGGACACUGGAGCCUAUUUGCACUAUUGAUUUGAAAUCAGGGUUUUCCAACUCCUCUAGGUAAACCCUCCGUGUCCACUAAUCCGGUUUAAGCACUGAACCUACCUAAUUUGUAUAACUAAUGCUUACACAAAAAGGCCAUCAUCAAAGCCGAGUAAUUAGACUUGUACUCGGCAAAUUAGUUACAUUCCUAUUUAUUUCCAAAUGUUUGUUGUCAUUUAACUGGAUUCGGAUGUGCAUUUGGAAUUAAAUUACAUUGAGCAUUCUGAAAGCCAACAUAUCUGUAAAUAUACUAACAAAUCAGUACUAGGUAUAUUUUGAAAAUGUCGUAAACAUAUCUGUCACUUAUUUCACCAUCCUAACCCAACCUUUGGUACAGUUUUUACUGAUCCUUAUUGCUAAAUGGAGCAGUUUUAUACAUCCUAAUAUGUAUGAACUCUUUCAAUCGAAGCUUCACGAUUCACUCUAUUUUUACGCUUAAGAUCAAUAGGACACUAUAAGAACGUUUACAUUGUAUAUCAUUUUUCCUUUAUUUGAAUAGAGGACGCCGUAUGCUUGGGAUUCUUCAGGGUACAUUGAAGCAGUUCCAAGCUGAAUCUGCAGCUGCAAUCAAAAAACCUCAAAUGGAAAAACGACGUUUAGUUGAUGCUAAGUUGGAAGCUCGAGCAAAAGAAGAAAAAGAAAACUUACGUCGUGAACGCGCAGAACUAUUUCGUACUCGACGAGAACAUCACGUUGAAGUUAGCAUUCUACAACAAAAAAUGAGAUUAUUGAAAAAGUUUGAGAUAUGGAAGGAGCAACAGGAAAAAAUGAAAGGUUUUUGUCGUACUUCAAAACCACCAUAUAUAUUUUAUCGCCCGAAAAUCCACAAUGAAGAGUCAAAAUGGCGUAUAGAAGUAACGGUUCGCGCUAUAGACGGUUGGUUUUUAUUUUUACACUGUCAUUUAUAAGAAACACGAUACGCUAUUGAUUUUUGUUUAUGAAUUACAUAAAUACCUAAUUCUAAAUUCAUUGUCAUAAGAUCAACAUUCAGUUCACCUAUGGCUGUUUACACUACUCUGCUAAUUGAAAUGAUUCGCCUUUUUAUUCCAUCCAUUCUCGUAUUGUUAUUACAUUUUAUUGAUUAGAUAUAACAAGGCAUGUUCUAUUCAUAUGCAAGUUACGAAAAACGACCAACAUAAUCACAGGUCAUUUUUAAGUAGUUCCUAAACUACUAUCUCAUAGUUACACCCUUCGGAGAAAUUAGAGAUUAACUCUUGUAAAGUGAAGUAUGUGUUAUGUCUUUCGUGCAUGUUCAUUUGUAAUCUAUUUUGACGUACUAAAUUAAAAAAUUCUGGACAAGAUAUAUAACCACUUAAUAGUUAAAGAACAAAAUAUUGUUAAUCCGACUUGAGUAUCACUUUGUCUAUUGUUUAAAUGAUCUAAAUUCAAUAUGUGAAAAUUUUUGCCAAUCGUACUCAUCUUGAUUAUAUUUUACUUUGUGCUGUUGUAAAAUCUCUCAACAUUCAACUUUAAGUUCACUAGACUUCUUAACAAUAAUCACUGGCGUUUUCUAUAUGCAUAUUGAUUAAUUAUCUCAAUCAAGGCGCAAACUCACUACACACGAAAUAGUUUUAUUCUAUAACAUAACAACAAAGCUGUUCCUUAUUGAUUAGCCCAAAACAUCAGGAUUACUAAAAUGUAUUUAUAAUCAAACAUCUUCGUUCCAAGAUUUUGUACUUUUCAUACGACACUAGCUAUUAGGUAUAAUAAACUUGCAACUAUAAAUUCGUUAUAAGUUUGUAUACUUGAUGUGAAAUUAUAGUUACUGUUUGAUUAAUAUAAGUAUUACCCUUGGUACCGAAAACAAAGUGAGAGAAACCAAUUUCAAACAUACAACUCGAGUGUUGUUUGCAAGCGUAUCCUACUUUUAUUAUCGGUGUUUCAGUUAGUGUCCUAUUUUCAAAGUUAAUGAAACUUUACUUCCGUAUUAUUUUUCUUAUUCUUCUCCAAAUAUUGUGGAAGAAAAAUUAGUUUUUUUCAUACUCCAGUUUUCAUGGUCAACUGCAUAACUUGCUGAAAGGAUAGAUAUUACAGUUAACAGUUUCUUUGUGAUACCUUUGGUCUUGUUGUUGUUGUUAAUCUUAUUGUGUUAAUAUGCUAUGGAAACACAUCUGUGCCAGGCUAUGCGUUAGUGUCAACUGACUGGUAACUGACUCUUGUAAUCCACAAUUGUUAACCCUUACAAGGUUGGUGUUUCACUUUUGUUUAUUUUUUUUGGAUGCCUACUUUUCCAGCUCUCAUUGCUCGGCGUCGGAAAAAGCUCGAAACAGAAUUUGAAGAAAAUUUACAAGCGCGGCGUCGUAUGGCUUCAAUUAAUAGUGAUCCAUCGGAUAAUAAAGUAAACAAAACUGAGGAUUCUGACAAGAAGAAUUAUGAUAGGGAUGAACAUGGAAAAAGCGAUGAGCGAUGGUCUUCAUUAAAUGAUAUUUCCAGCGAAGCUAAGUUUAACAGUUCUACGAUUUCUACAAAUCAACAUCGUGGUCCCAGUUACACUUCACCGCGUUCAUCGAAUACUUUUACGAGCAAAAACUUCCAUAAUUCUCAUCGUCAAGAAUUAGAAGCUGGUGAACUAUCGGAUGGUAGCGAGACAUUCGCUUUAGGAGAUGAACCUCAACUAAUGGAGGAAGACCAGCAUCAUUCUAUGUAUACAGAAUCUCCAAAUCGUGCAAAAAAACAAAACACAUCUCCUUUAUUAUCAUCUAAACGAUCCAGUAGUCAUCUAUCAUCACACAGUAGCCCAGUACGUUGUCAACCUCUGACUCAAAAACGUAAGUUAUCCUCUGUUGGUGAAUCUCAUCCAUCUGAUAAUGUGAUUAAAGAAAAAGAAACAAACUAGACAGAACUCCACUGGAACUGAAUAAUUUCCAGUGUUCUCAAUUACUCUAAACUCUUCAGCGAAAUUAUUUCCUGUUUUUAUUUCUCUCACCAUCCAUCAUCCACAUACAUGAUCAUUGUCAUAGCUUUCUUUAAAAAAAAAGAAAAGAAAUUGUGUUCCCACAUCUUGUUUUCCUAAUAAGGAAUACAAUGUAUUUAUUGUAUGUAUGUACGUAUUAAUGUCUCCACACUAGUAAACAUUUUACUACUUUAUUUUUUGUAAGCCUGUAUUUCGCAAACACGUUGAAGUAAUAUAGAGUAAUGUUAUUACGUAAUUUCCUUUUUGUUCUCGAUUGUUUGCCAGCUGUCCUGUUGGUUUUUACAUGAUGUGCUUACAAUCCUUAAAUUACAUGUUGUACUAGUAGAUACUUUUGUAGUUCCGGGCUUUGUAUUGGCUUGAUUUAGCGUUUUCUUUUCAUAGAUAGGGAUCGUGUGGUACUAACCUAGACAUCAAUUUCAUUAUAACGAAGAGAGUAAUUUCUCGUGAGGAGGAUAUUGUUUCGUCGUAAUUCUAUGCACUUCUUGAUAAGUUAGCAUAAAACAUCUUGAUUAUUGGACCUUUGGCUCUUUAUAUUAUAAAAGAAAACACUAAUGUUUGAGUUUGAAGCCCCAUAUGUUCUAAUCAACUGAAAUAAACAGUAAUGUUAUACAGGAGCUAUCGGUUCAAAUUGUCACCACUUAGAAUCGAAGCUGUUCAUGAUAUGAUUAAUGGGACAGAGAUGGUUGUUACUUCAAAAUUCACAACAAGUUGUCGGCUCAGUUGUUUAAAUGUUAAGCGUUUGCGUACGAGACCGACAGGUCCUGGGUUCGAGUCUCGCGGGAUGGGAUCGUGGAUGCGCACUGCUGAACUCAAAUACUAAAUUACUAUAAUAUCCACAAAAACCCUUUUCUGAGAACUAUUAAAUCACCAGUUUGUUCUAUCUCGCAGGCUUUCUAAAUGAUAGAAUCGACCGAUUCAUGUUAUUCUUUGAGACAAAAAGCAGCUUGUAACAUUUUGUAGGUUGAUAUCUUUUAAUCUAACAUCUCAGUAGCUUCAAGCCACAGAUUUCUUUUGAGUGAUUUCAGCGUCUAAGUUGAUUAAUUUGAAUGAAAUUCAAUUCAUAUAAAUGAAUGUUCCUAAGAUCCCUACCCACCUUCGUUAUCAUUGUGAUCAAAAUGUGUCACUAAUCAAAUGAUUGUAAUAGUAGGACCUAUCAUAUGAUGAAAUGGGCUUUUUUAUCAUCUCUCUAAGUCAUAUCCUUUUUUAUGAAAUCAAACUAGCUAGCCGACUUAUGUGACACAUGAAUGUGAAGUUUGAUAUCGUGCAUCCAAAACUGUACACACACGAACCACGGUAGUGUAAUAACCAGCUUGUACAUCCACAAGUGGUUAAGGAUUCCGAAGCACUUAAUGUUCAACUUUUGGGUUACGGGUUAUAACUCGCACUAAAGUAUGAAAUGGUUUUGUAACGGUUUUUAAUCGAGGAAAGAGGAUAACAAUAUACAAUGGUAUUUAUAGUAUUGUAGAUAGACAUUUAUUCAUAAAACAGCUGUAUCAAGAAUUUUAUCAAUGUCCAAAUAUAUUUGUUAGGACAAAAUUCCCUAAUUUACAUGUUAAUUAGCGGCCUUACGGAUUUCCUCAUUUGUUUUGGACUCUUGAAGGAAAUUAAGAAUGGAUUCUUUUGCUCCCGUCAGUUUCCUUAAUUUAUAAACCUUAGCCAGUACUCAAUAAAAAACAAAAUCAGCGACUGUUAUGUAAAAUGUGUCUUCAAUCUGUCAAUUUUAGCAAAACCCUAAACAUUUUUAACAGUCUUAUAAAUGCAUGUUAAUCUAAAUAAAAUAUCCUGUGUCACCACUAAUGAUAAUGUAGUGAACAUUUUUCCUGCACACAAUUUACCAGAUGCUGUAGUGUUUUUGUUUCCUCAAAGGUCGUCAGAAGUUUGGGAAUUCUUCUAAAUUUUGUAAUUCCUUUUCUCUAUUUGAAUGGGUACACUAUUGGCAUGCUCAAAUGCCGAAGUUAUGGAUAUUGCCAUUUUUAUGAAAGCGAUACUUGUAAACUAGUUCGUGAAAACGAUUUGUUUUCGGUGUCGCUUGCUAAGGUUUGAGUUAUCUGAUUUACACUGUUGCUGUAGGUAAAUUAGUUUGGCUAGCGUAGUGCUUUUAAUACUAUCCUCAAUAAUCAUCCAGAGCUUUACUAGAGCUUGUGAACAACAAACUAAGGAAAACUAGGCUCUAUCUAGACCUGGAUGUGUAUAUGUAAAACCAAUGUUCGCUCUUAGAAUGUACGGACAUUUAGCCACACUCGAAUAUAGUUUUGUUUCUAAACCUUAAUGCAGUAUUCGAACCUUUUGAUUGAGUGGUUCUGUGGUAGUUUUUAUCGUCCAGAUGCCUACCAAAAAAGCACAUAUACCUUGUGACGGCUCUACUCGACCGCUAUUGGUCUAAUCACAGAUUAUAGCGAGCCUCGGUCGAAAUUGUGAACUUUUAGUGGUGUUCAUCGGUGUCGUCCGCUGUCCCUGUUUUAUUUGGUUUUGUCAUGGGAAGCACAAGCUGUUCAUCUAAUUUUUCAGGAAUUAAUCUACAAGGAGGUUUGCUCAUCUACUUAGAAUCCACAGUUAACAUGGUUCUACUUGUUAUUCCAUUUAUUAUUGUUUCUGCGAUAACGAUCAUAAUGAUAGUUUCAUUCACUACUAUGAAUUAGGUCAAAGUGAGGGAUUCUCAACAUCAACUAUGCAAUAUUGCAAUAAAUUUCCCCUCAACACAUAUCUAAUUGUAAUUAUUCAGAAAAAAUAUUUUAUAUGUGCUUCCCAGUAGUUACCUUCCAUUCAUCAAUGCUGAAAAUUUACUAUCAGUUUUCUGGUGCUACAUCUAUUUUCCUCACCCAUUAGGUAUGAAGUUCAUGAAUCCCAAUAUAUAUUAAUCUCUCGAUUUUUUUAACAGGGUAGAAAAAGAGGGGAAUAUACCGACAAAUGCAGUGUUUCAGUUUAAGAUAUUCAGCAUUUAGCAUCGUGAUAGGUUGUAAGUUAUUCAUAGUACCGUAAAAGUACACUGAUGCGAUUCGUAAUUAUUUUAUUUAAAUAAAUCCAAAACAAGGGUUUAUUGCAAUAUUUGCUUAGUUGGAAAAUGGAUAGUCCAAACGUUUGAGCAGAUUAAUCAUACCAAGACUUGAUAUUAGUCCAUGAAGUCUGUCUCACUUGAUCUGAGUGUUAUUGCCAAGUGCAGAUUUCGUUGUUUGAGUUCGCCAAAUAUUUACUAAUCAUUAUUGGGAACCAAAUUAAUCUUCACUGCCAGGGAUGCAUUCAUCUUCCAUUUUGCCAUAAAUCUUUAAUUUCAUUUCAUAAUAGUCAUUCUCGGGUCUUGUUUAUUCCGUUUACCUUUUAGUUUUUCGUUACCAUUAGUGUUAUUCCUGCUCCUUUGUUUCAUCUUAUAUAUUCCACUUAUACAUACUCUUUUAUGUUAAAGCAACUUGAGGGUUAAUGCAUAUUUAUCUUACGCUAUUUGUGUUUGACCGACAUUCAGUGACCUCUGUGUUCUAGAUAUUGGUGCAUAGCCGUUGGCAGUUAGUUAUCUUUUCAGAGUAGGUACAAUAGAAUGAACGUUAUUAAUUUUUUAAAUUCGAGUUUCCAUUUAUAUUUACUUUUAAAAUGCUUUCUUCUGGUUAAUUUUUUAACAAUACUUCUCUGUUAUGUGGCCGUACUUUUAUUCCAGAACAAUAUACAACCCUAAUCAUCUAUCUGUGUAUUCCCAGUCCAUAUUAACUUUGAAAAAGAAUUAUGAAGUAGUAUACCCAAAAAGAUCAAUGUAUUACGAAUGUUUGUGUGCAUUUAAAAGGAUCAUGACUUAACGAAAAGAGUUUCGUAUCGACUACAUGUAUAGAGCUCACUGUUUAAAACUGAAACCUUAUUGAAAGUGCACAAAUUAAAAAUUGUACAAAAGUAUAUUGAACUAUCGAUUUUAUCUAAUAGAUGGUAACUUAAUAGUCAAGCCGCUUGACUUUUUAACAUUAACCGUAAUUUCAAGAGACGUUCCACUUAUUCGAGUUUGACUACAUUGAUUAAUAUCAGCGACACACACAAGUUGUUUGACCCGAAGUCAAAUGUGUGAAUUCGCCCCUUGUUACUAAGCUGUCUUUUUAUUCUGUUAUCGUUUUAAGUGGCAUAGAGUAGAAUUGAAAAUGAUGUUCGCUAGUGCAUCGAUAUAUUAUGUAUUACUCAUUGUUUUAGAAGAAAUACCUCACAUUUUGGAACAUAAUACACUGUGAAUAAUGAAUUCUAAUCAGAAAUCUUCAGAAAAUAGAAGUUUUCCAUUAAAUGUCAGUAAUAAUCGUCAAACUGUAUUAAAUCGUUUAAAUGAACGUCAUACACAGAGUCAAGUUGUUAAUAGUCAACGAAAAAAUGUUGAUUCAUUUGGUAAUGGAAAUAUUCAUGAGAAUUUUUUACAACAUUUCAUUCAAUACAAAUUAGCUAUUGUUACAGAUUUAGAAGAUAUGACCAAAAAAGUACAAGGAUAUAAUUUACCAAUAAAUGAACGUACUCAGUUUGUGGAUGACAUUUUAGCUCGUUUAGAACAUAUGCAGAAUUGGUUGAAUGAAGCGUCAAUGUAUCUUACUUCAUUCGAUAAUGAACAAGCACGUUUAGAGUUAAAGAGCUUAAAUGAUCUAUUUCAAGAGAAAAGAACAGAAUUGUUACCUAGUAAGAAAUUUGGUUUUUCACGUCAACAGACAACUAAGAAACAGGAAAAUGGAAAUAAAAAUGAAUCUCAUCCAGAAUCUUCAAUUUGUAAAUCGUCAUCUAUUGUCGCCCCAAAAAAUAAUGACUCAAUAAUUUAUGAUGAGCGUUUCAGUUUAAUCAAUAUUACUGGCCCUAAACAUUUUAUUAUACCAAAUAUCAAUUGUUCAUCGGAUUCAUUUAUUUCACAAACUGUUUACUUGAUUGAUUUAAUAGAUUGUACAAUUGAAAUAUGUCAUGUAUUUGGUAGUUUAAUUGGUCGUCGUUUAAAAAAUUGUAAAAUUUAUGCCUAUCCUAUUUCAGGUUCAGUAUGGCUUGAUGAAUGUAUUAAUUGUGAUUUAGUAUUUGCUUGUCGUCAAUUAAGAAUACAUCAAACAUCCAAUUGUCGACUUGGAUUACAUAUGGCUAGUCGACCUAUCAUUGAACAAUGUACAAAUUUAAAAGUAGCUCCAUAUCAACUUGUUUACAAAUCACUUGAACAAGAUUUAUCUACAGCUGGUCUAUCAAUUAAUAGUAAUUUAUGGCAUGAAGUUGAUGAUUUUAGUUGUCCUAAUAGACGACUUACAAAAACUUCUCCAAAUUGGUGUAUAAUGCCUGAAGUCGAUUGGUCUUCAUUAUGCCCAAACAAAAAUUAAUAUAAUAUUAUGUAAUUCUUUUCGAAAUAAAAAAAACUGGUUUUUAAAAAUGUAUAUGUACGCAUGUAUGAAUGUCAGAAAAAUUUGAAUGAUCUAAUCUAAGAACAAUGUAAUUAUUAGGAUUUUUAUUUACUUUGUUAACGUUUUUAUUUGUUUUCUGUUCGACUAUUUUGUACACUCUUAAAUGUCCGAUCAAUCUUACUACCUCUCAUUACAUUUCUAUUACUAACAGAUAAAUUUCUCUCAAGUGUUUUUCAUUUGUUCAAAUGAAAUGAUAUGUAUUCGUUUUUAAUAUAUUAAAGAUGACGAUUUUCCUUUUUUUUUUGACUAACAGAUUAAGUUUCUUAAAAGUUUUUCAUAAUUAUACAAUAUCUCGUUUCAUUCCCAAUCGUAGCUGCUACAUUGACGUGGUGGUCGGACUUGCCCAACCGAGCUAUAUUGGCUGGAAGACAUGGUCCUGUAGGUUCUUCCAUGCCAGGCAGUUUGAUUGGAGAACGGUAAGACUAAAAGCAGCAACUCAAGGUCUGAGGGCGAAGUCGUACUGCUGACUGUAGAGGGGUGUGACAGCAGUAAGGUGUUUCCCUCAGACAACCAGCAUCUGUAGCGAUGCUGCCUUCCCACAAGGAAGGAUAUGGUUAGAAAAGGUCGACCCUAAAAUAUCACGCCUGACCUUAUCUCAUGAAUUUCCGUCUCCGGCGGUAAAGCCCUUUGAGGAACGGAGCUAACAAGUUGAAAAACCCACGAAAUGGCCGUGCGCGACCGGCCUCAAGCAGUUGUCCUUUAGACUCUGCAGUCACGCUCCCAGGUCGUUAAGACCAACACUAAUCCUAUUUCCUUUUCAGGUUCUUCAAGAAAUACCCUUCCAUGGUAUGGGCAGCCGGGAAGUGGGCCCCCUGAAUGCCCUGGUACGGCCGAGAGUGGGGAGAGUCCGCUCUCCCUCUCGAAAUACUCUCACACGGCCACGCGUAUACAGCCUCUGCCAGGGAAGUCCUACUCAUUGCCUUCUCGUGGCAGGGGUGUUGUUUACGAAAAUGAGAGGACGAAAAGCGAAUGUCCGGCGCUUUAACC